This is a messenger RNA of Racocetra persica, 131 nucleotides long. NCBI's taxonomy places the organism in Eukaryota, Fungi, Glomeromycota, Glomeromycetes, Diversisporales, Gigasporaceae. The record is from the annotation of a GenBank genome assembly.
AUGCCUCGAAAAUUUAAAAAACAAUAUGGACAUCCUAAAAGACAAAGUAAAAAGUUUGAUAAGGAGAAACAAAAAGAAGUUGUCGAUAAAGUACAACAAAAAGAUAAAGCACUACAAAUAUUAUUUUAUAG